UCCGAGCUGUUCCAGAAAAGACGCCUCCCUCCCUCCACCCUUCUGAUCCUCUUAUCAGCGAGUAAGCGGCCAAGAUGGAUGUUGCGAACCAGCUGGUGGCCCAAGGGCAGUUCACAGUAAUCAAACAACCACUGGGAUUUAUAAAAGUUCUACAGUGGAUCUUUGCGAUCUUUGCCUUCUCAACAUGUGGCAGCUACUCUGGCAUGUUCAAGAUGAGUGUGGAGUGUAAAAACCGAUCAGAUAGUGACCUGGGAAUAGAAGUAGAAUUUGAAUAUCCGUUCAGGCUCCAUCAGGUUUACUUUGAUGCCCCCACCUGUAAGGAAGGGAACCGGGAGCGUGUGUUCCUGGUCGGAGACUACUCCUCUUCAGCUGAGUUCUUUGUAACCAUCGCUGUCUUCUCUUUCCUCUACUCCAUGGCAGCCCUCGCUGCCUACUGUUUCGUACUGGAGAAAUACCGCGCAAACAACAAGGGAGCCCAGAUUGACUUCGUUGUGACAGCCGUGUUCGGCUUCAUGUGGCUCGUCUCCUCAUGUGCUUGGGCUAAAGCCCUGUCAGAUGUGAAAACAGCCACGGAUCCAGAGAGGGUCAUCACUCUCAUUGAAGCCUGUGAAGAGCAAGAAAACCUCUGCAAAGAGGUUCAUGAUCCCAAGGUGUCCGGGCUCAACACCUCUGUGGCUUUUGGUUUCAUCAACCUGAUUCUAUGGUUGGGCAACCUGUGGUUCGUCUUCAAAGAGACCGGCUGGAUGGCUGCUUUCGGGGGAACGCACGUCCCAUCGCAAGAGAAGCAGCCCGCCCCCGAUUCCUUCGGCCAAGAAGGCUACGGACAGCAGGACCCCUACGCCGGCACCCAGGGAGGAUACCAGCCUGAGUACGGCCAGCAAGGAGGCUACAAUGAAGAUGGAGGUUACAACCAGGGCUAUGAUCAGCAGCCCACCUCUUAUUCUAAUCAGAUGUGAGCCUCCCCAGCCAAAAGACAGCUGCAGGAUGGGUGGUCUCGUCAUUUAUGGAGCGGAGCGUUUCUCGACCACCACCUGCGUUUCCACACGCCUCUGUGUGUCUGUUUGUGUAUCUGUGAGUCGGCAGGCGGAGGGAGGGGCGCAAGGAGGCCACACGCUAAACCUAAGGGGUGGG
Messenger RNA from Girardinichthys multiradiatus, 1131 nucleotides. It is a transcript of the gene sypb, whose product is annotated as synaptophysin b. Gene Ontology annotation, cellular component: synaptic vesicle; presynaptic active zone; synaptic vesicle membrane. NCBI's taxonomy places the organism in Eukaryota, Metazoa, Chordata, Actinopteri, Cyprinodontiformes, Goodeidae. The record is from RefSeq and is a predicted model, not a curated record. The coding region runs from base 75 to 956 and encodes 293 amino acids. The transcript has 7 exons.